Messenger RNA from Dovyalis caffra, 1164 nucleotides. Lineage: Eukaryota; Viridiplantae; Streptophyta; Magnoliopsida; Malpighiales; Salicaceae. The record is from the annotation of a GenBank genome assembly.
AUGGGAAGGGACAGGACUGUUCCUCAAAUGCGUGGCAGGAGCCCUGGAGGCCAUCGCUUUGUCAAUCCUGCAACAGGCUACUGUGACUCAGAACGGCGUUAUUUCUCUACUUAUCGUGGCAAUUACACUUCUGGACCUCCUAGAUCAAGAGGUGGUUUUGAUAGCCGCAGAUAUAUAUUAACUUCAGACCAUACAGAGUCUGAAGGAGCAGGGUUUGCAGGAUCUGACAAUCGUGCCCGUAGGCGAUUUGUUAAUCCUCCUUCCAAUGGUGCAUAUGAUCGGGUCAUUAGGAGGAGAUCACCUACCAGCAGAGAUGAUUCAUAUCGUGUGCAUACAGGAGCAUUGCCUGUGAGAGAUGGUAGCCCAGUCAGGAGUGGAUUUAGAAGAUUUCCACGAACGGUUGCAAGAGGAGGCUUGAGAGAGGAAUAUCACAGGCCAAUGCCAGAGGACAAGAUUGAAUAUUCUAAUCGGUUUGCACCGCGGAUGCUUAGGAGAGAGAGAAGUAUUUCUCCCCUAUGCAGAGGACAACCACGUUGCCCCUUCACACACAAGAAAUCUCGGUCGAGAUCCAGAAGUCGCUCUCCAUCUUCAUAUUUACCAAGGGAAAGAAAUGAGGUUUCAAGACUUCGUAGCAGGUCACCGGAUUUUAGGACUGAUGCUAGGAUGGAUAGAGUGAGGGUGCCAUUUCAGAAGCGGUUUCCAGCCGAUUUUGAAGAGGGGUUUAUGCACACAAGAAGAAAUCACUUUACACAGCGCAACCCCAGAUGGUUUGAUGAUCGAAAUGGUGGUUUGGAUAGUUUCAGGGGAAGAAAAUCACCUGGGAGUAUGUUCCAUCCAAAUCAAAGAUUUGAUUCAGUGCGUACCAUCCGGAGAUUGGAUUCAGAUGAUCAGUUCAGACCAGUGAUGCGUUCCAGAAAAUUUAACGAUAUGGGGAGUGCUAGCAGGGGAGGUGAAUUUGAUGGCAGUGAUGAUGACAGGAGAAAGCAUAGGUAUGAGAUGGUUCAGCGAGUGAGACGGUAUGAUACAGAUGGUGGUCUGCGGCGGUUCCGGUUUAAUGCAGAAGAUUCUUUGGUGGCUAAUAAUGAUACUCCUAACUGUGAUGAUGGAAAUAGAAUAACUGACAGAAGGCCUGUAGAGGCGCUUAGAAGGGAUGUUGAAGAGUAG